CAAUAACUACAACUACAACGCCAUCUACAACCACUACUACCACUCCAACAACUACAACUACAACAGUGGCCGCCAUUUCUACAACCUCGGUUGCUCCGACAACCGCUUCCAACUCCACCACUUGCAGAGCAUCUUCACGCACUCCAACUACCCCAACCACUGCUACUUCAACAACAACCGCAGCCAACACCACUAUCGUCACUACCACGACUCCGGUUGAAAUGACAUCCAUGAAACCAUCUACCACCCCAAAACCACCAAGUUCAACCAAAGAUAAGCCGUCAACAAAACCAAGUCAAGAUGAAUCCACGACUAAACCAGGAGACGGCAAAACGGGCACUGGCGGUAAAACAGAAGCACAGAAAGCUGAACAAACAGACAAAACAGCCGUGUAUGCCAGUGUUGGUGUUAUAGGAGGGGUGGUGCUGAUAGUGGUGGUGGUGGUGAUCAGUGUCUUUGUCAUACGGACAAAAGCUUGGACGAGAUUACGUCACACGUUUAACUCCGCGGAGACCAUAAGCUAUGACAACGCUGCUUAUACAGAACUGGGGCCAAACACCCAGAGUAGCGCGGAUCUGUACAACCCCCUGUACGCAUCCAUUGCCAAGGACCGUGCUACCAUCCCCAUCAAACCAUACAGCGUAGGAGAAUCUAUGUCGUAAUAGAGACGGCUAUAAUCCGUGACGUCAGCAGAACCGCAGAAACCAGUGAUGUAUUGGAACAC
This is a messenger RNA of Lingula anatina, 724 nucleotides long. RefSeq lists its product as uncharacterized. Lineage: Eukaryota; Metazoa; Brachiopoda; Lingulata; Lingulida; Lingulidae. The record is from RefSeq and is a predicted model, not a curated record.